Messenger RNA from Acanthoscelides obtectus, 1948 nucleotides. The record is from the annotation of a GenBank genome assembly. NCBI's taxonomy places the organism in Eukaryota, Metazoa, Arthropoda, Insecta, Coleoptera, Chrysomelidae.
UACUGUAGCGGAUUGCUGCGCAGAUACUAUUUUGAGUAGACGGUUUGCAAUUGGACAUAGUAUACAGGGUAAAUUUUUAGUGUGCUUAUGUGUCUGUGUGUGCGUCGGUUAGUUGUAAAUUAUGUCGGCCUAUACAGGAGGAAUCUCCAGUCCGACAAAACGACAAACUUCCCAACGAGGCGUUUCCCUACCUCCAAUCCAGCAGCAACAACAUCUACGAAGAAAGGCAAAGAUUCUCGCCGAGGUGCUCCGAACGUUUGGAGAUCGCGCUGGACAAUAUGAGACGAAGGAACGUCGUCAAGGAAAGAACUCUGCAACUGAAUGGAUACUCUUUGCACCAGCCCCUGAGGAGCCAGCCGUACGACAUGUAUGUCACUGAUAUGAGAGUUAGACUACCCCAGACUAAUACGUGGGUGAGGGUAGACAAAUGCAGAUUUGAUCCAAGAAACACUAGUCUUGAGACAAGGCUGCUAUUCAACGAUCUGACUAUAAGCGGAAGGGUGAAUUUGUUCAACGAGCUAGAGCUCCAACGGGAACCUGUUGAUCCAGUGCCAGCGGAUUCUUGUAGAAUGAUUCUACGACUAAGGAAAGCAGGAAUUGGGUUUCACACAGAACCCAUUCGCCGAGAGCGUGGCCAGUUCAACGUCAGAACCGACUCCCAUUUCGUCGAACCUGGCUUCAUCUCGGUGUAUGCCUACGGUUGCGAACCUCGCUUACGACAGCACAGACGGCAGUUGCGUGAGGAGGAAGAGGAGGAUCUAUCGAGGGAGAUGGAGGACAUCUUCCUCAAAGGCAUACGGUCACUCCUCACGACAUACAUGCAGAAGGAGCUCCAGCCGGCUAUCAAGGAGACGCUUAUGAGGAAUAUGGGCUAUACUGUGUCGUAUGGAUGACAGAUUUAGGAACUGUGUGAUUGUAUUUAAAGUGAAAGACUCCUUAGAUAAUUAAGCAUUCGCUGAGUGCGCGAUGACAGCGCCACCUAUCAGAUUUCGGACAGAAAUACUUGCGUUUGACAAUGUAUAACCUACAAAAUUGAUAUCAAUGAAAAAGACGGACAUUUAGUCAAUUUGAGGUUAGAAAAAAUUUCAAACUGAUAAUUCUCUUUUGAUCUGAUACAAAAAAACUCACAAAGCUUUAAGCAUUCUAGAAAUCGCGCAGGAAUGCUAAAGCUUCAUUAUUCUUUAUUUUUUGUUACCUCCGGAAUGUUCUAGAAAAUAGUUUAUCAAAAUUCUAGAUCCUCAAGCACUUUUGAGUUACGAUCACUGGUCAGUAAAAAAAACUGUUCAAUGAAAUUUUAGCGCAUAAAAAAGACGGUUUUUGGCAGGUGACAGUAAAACUACAGGAAAUAACGGGUGAUUUUUUAAGAGGUAUAGGAUUUGAUUUUCAAAAAAAAAAACACAAGAAAUUUGAAAAAACGAUUAAAUCUUUAUUUGAGUCGUUAGAACGGUUGAUAUAAUUUAAUGUUUAAAGAUUAUUUCAUGUAAAUGUUGGCCGCGGCUCCGCUUUAGAUGGCCCAUGCGCAAGGUCCAAUUUUGGCACACUCUCUCCAACAUAUCGGCCGGUAUCUCACGAAUAAAUGCUUCAAUCUUGGCUUCCAGUGCGUCAAUCGUUGCUGGUUUAUCCCUGUAGACAUUAGCCUUAACAAGCCCCACAAGAAAUAGUCCAACGGCGUCAAAUCACACGAUCUAGGCGGCCAACUGACGAAGCCCCAAACGUGAGAUAAACUGUUCACCGAACUCGCCUCUCAAUAGGGCCAUUGUUUCGUGUGCGGUGUGGCAUGUGGCACCGUCUUGUUGAAACUACAUGUCAGCCAAGUCCAGCUCUUCCAUUUUGGGCAAAAAAAAGUUUGUUAUCAUCGCACGGUAGCGCUCGCCAUUGACAGUUACGUUCCGGCCAUUGUCGUCUUUGAAGAAGUACGGCCCGAUGAUGCCACCGGCCCAUAAUCCAC